AUGUUCUUACGACAAAAAGCUAAAUUGCAUUGGCUUAAGGAGGGUGACAAAUGCACAAAGUUCUUUCACUCAAUCAUUGUAACUAAGAACAAGAGACAGACUAUAAGGGUUCUUGUUAACAAUCGAGGGGAAAGACUUGAAUCUUUUGAUGAAAUGUCCUCGGAAAUACUAGAGUAUUUCAAAACUCUUUUAGGCACCAAGGAUUCUAAUGUUAAAGAAUACCCUCCUACACUUCUCAAAGAUUUGAUGCAACCUAUUCCUUCAUUUGAAGAUUCCGAAAUCUUGUCAAGGAAGUUAUUAGUGAUGAGAUCAAAGAUGUUAUUUUCAGUCAAGGUCAAACAAGGCCCCAGGUCCCGACGGAUUUACAGCUCUCUUUUCAAGAAAGUUUGGCCAUUGGUUGGAAAUGACGUUAUUAAGGCUAUUAAGAGUAUAGUUGACAACACACUUCUCGCUCAGGAAAUUGUUAAAGGAUAUGGGAGAAAGAUCAUUUCACCUAGGUGUGCACUUAAAAUUGAUCUUCAAAAGGCUUUCGACUCCAUCAAUUGGGACUUCAUUCAAGCUAUUCUUAAAGGUUUGGAUUUACCUCCGUUAGUCAUUGAAUGGAUUGUAUCUUGCUAUACGGAUGCUAGAUACUCUAUCUCUCUCAAUGGAAGCUUGGUUGGAUAUUUCAAGGGAGCCAAGGGAAUUACACAAGGAGACCCUCUAUCCCCUACGUUGUUUGUUAUGGUAAUGAAUGUCCUUUCUAAUAUUCUCAAUACUGCUGCUAUAAAAGGGAUUUUUGCCUUUCAUCCUAAAUGCAAAAAAAUUGAACUUACUCACUUGUCAUUUACUGAUGAUUUAUUGAUUUUUUGCAAAGGAAACUUUCAUUCUGUUAUGGGUGUCAUUACUAUAUUGGACUGUUUUUAUGAGUAUUCAGGGUUGAAGCUUAAUGUAAGCAAAUGCGAGAUUUUCACAGCUGGUAUUUCUACUCAUAAUCUUGAUUCUAUCAUCAAUUAUUCUGGUUUUAAACAUGGUAGACUACUUGUUCGUUACCUGGGUGUUCCUCUUGUCACAAGAAAGCUAACUGACAAAGAUUAUAAAGCCCUUCUUGACAAUAUCAAGAACAGACUUCAUCAAUGGUCUAUGAAGAAAAUGAGCUAUGCAGCUUGUAUUCAGUCCAUCAUCAAGAAGAUUGAACAAUUAUGUUCCAGAUUUUUUUGGAUAGGCUCGGACAACCCUGCAACUGGUGUAAGGGUGAGUUGGGGGAACAUCUGUCAGCCUAAAUCCGAAGGAGGCUUAGGAUUAAAGGAUCUCAAGACCUGGAAUAAGGCAUGCUUAAUUCAUCUUACAAGGAAACUACUCGCAGGGGAAGGUUCUCUAUCGGUUGCGUGGAUCCAUAAUUACAUAAUUAAGCAGCAAGAUUUCUGGACCAUGGACGAAUAUCGAGUGCUAGCUGGUGCUUCAGGCGAAUGCAGAAAAUCAGAACUGUAG
This is a messenger RNA of Hibiscus syriacus, 1470 nucleotides long. RefSeq lists its product as uncharacterized. Lineage: Eukaryota; Viridiplantae; Streptophyta; Magnoliopsida; Malvales; Malvaceae. Bases 1 to 1470 code for a protein of 489 amino acids. The record is from RefSeq and is a predicted model, not a curated record. The transcript has 3 exons.